Hemicordylus capensis (graceful crag lizard) is the source of this 4854-nucleotide messenger RNA. It is a transcript of the gene CARD11, whose product is annotated as caspase recruitment domain family member 11. The record is from RefSeq and is a predicted model, not a curated record. The coding region runs from base 219 to 3683 and encodes 1154 amino acids. Gene Ontology annotation, biological process: positive regulation of canonical NF-kappaB signal transduction; regulation of apoptotic process. Lineage: Eukaryota; Metazoa; Chordata; Lepidosauria; Squamata; Cordylidae. Gene Ontology annotation, molecular function: protein binding. The transcript has 24 exons.
UCCGCAGGCGGCAGCAGCAGCAGCAGCCCCUCGCUGGAUCCGAGCCGCAGGGGCCGAGGAUGCCCGCCGGGCAGCUGGCCCGCAGGUGGCCUUGAAGGCGCCCCGCACCGAAGUCCCUUGCCGCGCGCCUGCCCAGGCAGAAUUUUUCUGAAUCAGCACACUCACUGCUCAGUUUAUUUCUUCCCCACCCCACCUUCUUCCGAAGAGGAGAGUCAAACAUGGACGACUGUUUGGACACCCUGCGGGAUGAAGAGGAUGCCCUUUGGGAGAACGUCGAGUGCAACCGGAACAUGUUCACCCGUUACAUCCACCCCGCCAAGCUGACUCCGUACCUACGCCAGUGUAAGGUCAUUGAUGAGCAAGAUGAGGACGAGGUGCUCAACUCACCUAUGCUGCUCUCCAAAAUUAACCGAGCAGGUCGACUCCUGGACAUCCUACAUACAAAAGGAGAAAGGGGGUAUGUCGUUUUCUUGGAGAGCCUUGAAUUUUACUACCCUGAGCUCUACAAACUGGUAACCGGGAAGGAGCCAACACGGCGGUUCUCUACUAUUGUUGUAGAGGAGGGCCAUGAAGGCCUCAUCCACUUCCUGAUGAAUGAGCUCAUCAAACUGCAGCAGCAGGCCAAGGCCAAGGACGCCCAGCGCUGUGAGCUCCUGGCCAAAUCCAGCCAGUUGCAGGACGAGAUGAAGCAACUGAAGCUCAACAAGAUAGAGCUCCUGACCUUCCAGGAGAGGUACAACAAAAUGAAGGAGGAGCGGAACAACUACAACGACGAGCUCAACAAGGUGAAGGACGAGAACUACAACCUGGCCAUGAGGUACGCCCAGCUGAGCGAAGAGAAGAACAUGGCGGUGAUGAGAAGCCGGGACCUGCAGCUCGAGAUUGACCAGCUGAAACACUGGUUGAAUAAAGUGGAGGAGGAAUGUAAACUGGAGAGGAACCAGUCUCUGAAGCUCAAGAAUGACAUUGAGAAACGACCAAAGAAGGAACAAGUUCUGGAGCUGGAGAGGGAGAACGAGAUGCUGAAGACCAAGAUCCAGGAGCAGCAGUUCAUCAUUCAGGCUAGGAAACCUGGCUUACCAGAUUCCGACAAAGCCAUUUUGGAUAUCCUAGAACAUGAUCGCAAGGAGGCUCUGGAGGAUCGCCAGGAGCUGGUCAACAAGAUCUUUAAUCUUCAGGAAGAGAUCCGCCAUGCGGAAGACCUCCGAGAUAAGUACCUCGAGGAGAAACAGGAACUGGAGUUGAAAUGCUCGACUCUGGGGAAAGACUGCGAAAUGUACAAGAAUCGGAUGAACACUGUGAUGAUACAGCUGGAGGAAGUGGAGAAGGAGAGGGACCAGUGGACUUUGCUUUCGCAGGCAUUUCAUUCUCGUGACGAGGCACAGACGCAGUACUCUCAGUGCUUGAUCGAGAAGGACAAGUAUCGGAAACAGAUCCGGGAGCUGGAGGAAAGGAAUGAUGAGCUCCGUAUCGAGCUGGUCCGGAAGGAGGCCUGUGUCAUUAACCUGGAGUGCAAACUCCGACGUCUCUCUAAGGACAACUGCUAUGACCAGAGCUUACCUAGGAAUCUGCCUCUCACACUAAUUUCUCAGAGCCUAGGAACUCCCAUCCCCAAAAUCAAUGGCCAGGAGGCUGAUGACUCUUCAACCUCUGAGGAGUCUCCAGAAGACAGCAAGUUCUUCCUCUCGGAUCAGCCUCGAUUCAAGAGAAGGAUGAAUCUGAAGGCCAUCCAGCUGCCAAGAACGAAAUCCCCCGUCAGGGUGAGCAAGGCGUCGGAUUUUCAAGCUAUCCGAGGACAUGACGCUGACGGGGGCAACACUGCCAGCAGCCAUGCCGGAUCCAAUUCCAUUUCCAUCAGCAACGCCGUGGGCAACUGCGAAGUUGGCAACAUUCAAACGCUACGAAACCGCAACCCCAGCAUUAUGUCCACAACCCCAGAGCCUCCGGGGAACGAUUCCAUUGUCCGGCGAUGCAAAGAAGAUGCUCCCCCUAGCAGCCUGACUGAAGAAGACAAUGACAGUUUUGGCUACGAAGAGGAUGACUUCCUUGAGAGGUGUUCGCAUGAAUAUUCCUCGCUCCCCUCCUCUUCAUCAUCCCACCAGUCUGAUGGGCUGGACCUUGAGCAAGUCAACUCCAUCUUCCGGAAAUUUUCUCUGGAGAGGCCGUUCCGUCCCUCGGUGACAUCUGUCGGACGCGUCAACAACACGUUCCGUGCAGUCCAGCGCAUCAUGGUAAAUGGAGACAGCCUGAGCUCGGAGAUCACCCUGGUGGGAGGCAACAUCAAAGGAAGCUUUGUCAACUCUGUCAAGCUGGAUUCGCCCGCAGAGAAAGCUGGCCUCCGGGAGGGGCAUCAGCUACUUCUGGUGGAAGGCUGCAUGAAAGGAGAAGAUGAGAUUUUUCCCUUGGAUAACUGCACGAAGGAAGAGGUUCAUUGGAUAAUUCAGCGCUGCAGUGGGACCAUUACGCUGCACUGUAAACUGAACCAUGAAGGUUACAGGAAGCUGCUGUCCGAAAUCGAAGAAGGGUCCGUCACCUCGGGAGACUCUUUCUACAUCCGCCUGAACCUGAGCAUCUCCAGCCAGAUGGACUGCUGCUCCCUGUCGGUCAAGUGUGACGAAAUCCUGCACGUGCUGGACACCAUGCACCAGGGCAAGUGUGAGUGGCUGUGUGCCCAGGUCGACCCUUUCACCGACAAGGACUUGGAAAUGGGGACCAUCCCCAAUUUGAGCAGAGCUCAACAGCUCCUUCUAGUUAAACUGCAGCGGCUUAUGAACAGAGGCAGCCGGGACGAGACGGACAGUUCUCAUGGAACGCUCCGCACGCAUCGAAAUACGCUACAGCCGGAAGAGCACACGCCGCCGAGUGAUCCCAAAGCUAGCCCACGCCUCUCUCGAGCCAGCUUCCUUUUGGGCCAGAUCUUGCAGUUUGUCAGCAGGACUGAGAACAAAUAUAAGCGCAUGAACAGCAACGAACGAGUCCGCAUCGUCACCUCCAAGGAUACCCGCAGCAGACCGGAGGGGCAGCCAGUCACCAAGGCACUCCUCGAUCGAUUCGAAGAUUUUGACUCGGUGAGUGAGAUCACCAAGAGCUUCAGCUUGAUCCCGUAUAGCUCCGUGAGGCCAACUCACUGCAACCAUCGGCGCCCCGUCCUCUUCACUCCUACGAUGCUUUCCAAGAUCUUAAUUCAGAAGCUCCUCAACUCCGGAGGGGCCCUGGAAUUCAACUUAUGCAAGCCAGAUGUCAUAACCAAGGAGGAAUUCUCUAGGAGGCACACAAUAGAAACCAUCAUAUAUUACCGAGAGAAGAAUCCACACACCUAUGAAUGUAUAUUUCCUGCAAAUAUUGAGGCUGUGGCCACCAAGAACAAACAUUGCCUCCUUGAAGUUGGAAUCGGCUGCACAAAGGAUUUAAUCAAAGCCAAGAUAUAUCCCAUUGUUCUCUUUAUUAGAGUCUCGGAAAAAAACAUCAAGAAGUUCAGGAAGCUGCUACCAAAGCCGGAAAUAGAGGAUGAAUUCUUACGGAUGUGCCGUCAAAAUGAGAAAGAACUGGAAGGGUUGCCCUGCCUUUACGCCUCUCUGGAGGCAGAAAGCUGGAGCAGCAUUGAGGACCUCCUCCGUAUAAUAAAGGAAAAAGUUUGGGAGGAACAGCAGAAAACCAUCUGGAUCGAAGAGGAUCAGUUGUGAAGCGGGGACCCAGCUGGGGAAAUGGAUUGUGCUUAGUUGGGAAACAAAGCAGUGCCAGAGGCUAUUGAGAAUUCUCUGAUGCAGAGCCCACUUUCCCUGGUUCCAUCUUUACUGGCCGGGAACUCUCAGAAACUGGCAGGAAACUGCCCUGUGAGAGAAGAAUCAAAACGGUGAGCGUUUGCAACGGGCAUCCCAGAUGCUACUUUGGGAUUCUGACCAGGAUGCUGUCCUGGGUUGCUCCUGUGCCAUGAACCAUCCAUCUUUUCCAGCACAGCUGCUUUUGCAGGAUGGAGAUCUCAAGAGACAAGUUUGGAGUGUGGACCUAUUCCUGCAGGUCUCCAAGGGAGAGAUGGGCCACACUAAGGAGGUGUUCACAGUGGCGAAGGAAGAUGCCAGCUCUUUGGGAGAGGCCGGAUGGGGUUGGGUGGAUAGGGCUCCCCACACUGAGACAACAGAAGAAUGUAUUACAUGAUGGAGGGUUCAGCCUGCUGGAUCGCAGAGCUACUCUGAGAGCCGAUGUCUUCACUACAGCUGUGCAUUGGUUUUGUGCCAGGUUAACUGUCAUGGCGUCCCCCCAAGGGAUCCUGGGAACUGUGGUUUAGAGAGGUGCUAAGAAUUCUCUGUUUGAGAUCCCUAGCCCAGCCUUUUCUUGCCCACAUAGUAGCCAGAGUUCCCUUGGGAGAGUGAAUGACUAUCCAAUGGAGCUGUGUGGCAUAUUCUACAGUUUCGGUCUUUGCGUAGAAGCUAGCCAUUUCUGAGGGGAAGAAAAACGUUUCCCCCAAGAGAGUGAUGCCAAAUAUCCACCUGAAAUAUCCUCUUAGAAAGAAGCAUUCCGCUCCGUUGUUUCCCAUGACUGCUGCUAUUGCUUUGGCCCCUUUCCCCCUGCUUGCUCCUUCUUUAGUUUACCAACAUGGUUGGUCCCACUCCAUCAGGAGCCACGCAAAUGAAGAGGGUGAUGUCACAGCACGGCAUAGCCCAUCAGCCCUGGCGACGCGGUGUCGUCCCCGAGAGCAAAGCGGAAGAAAUGAAUCGCGACUAUUUCCCCAAGGAGGGCUGGAAACGUGCUCCAGAGGGGAGGCCUCUUUUUUUGACGUGGAUAAAAGUGGCUCACAAAAAGCACUGUGAGCCCUUUUGCCUGGAGCUCUAAUAUUAAACCAGUAUUAUUAACUUA